Colletotrichum chrysophilum is the source of this 273-nucleotide messenger RNA. RefSeq lists its product as uncharacterized. Bases 1 to 273 code for a protein of 90 amino acids. Gene Ontology annotation, biological process: cytokinin biosynthetic process. Gene Ontology annotation, molecular function: hydrolase activity, hydrolyzing N-glycosyl compounds. The record is from RefSeq and is a predicted model, not a curated record. Gene Ontology annotation, cellular component: cytosol. The transcript is spliced from 2 exons. NCBI's taxonomy places the organism in Eukaryota, Fungi, Ascomycota, Sordariomycetes, Glomerellales, Glomerellaceae.
AUGGAAGCCGCUCGCAAGCUCGCUCAGUUGAUGGCUGCCAAAAACUUUGAUCUGGUCUACGGAGGUGGCACAGUCGGACUCAUGGGCGAGUUGGCCAAGACCCUUGUGUCCAUUUCCGGACCGGAAGCAGUCCAUGGCAUCAUCCCCGAGCCCCUGGUCAAGUUUGAGCGCGACGAUAGCUACCGCAGCAUGUGUGCCGAGAAUAAGAUGCCCAUCCCGGACAAGAUGACAUAUGGCCGCACCACAGUUGUGAAAGAUAUGCAUACCCGGUAA